Molecule: messenger RNA, 1131 nt
Organism: Protobothrops mucrosquamatus (brown spotted pit viper)
Lineage: Eukaryota; Metazoa; Chordata; Lepidosauria; Squamata; Viperidae
Gene: HAUS1
Product: HAUS augmin like complex subunit 1
Exons: 9
Coding region: 1-861 (286 amino acids)
Biological process (GO): spindle assembly; centrosome cycle
Cellular component (GO): cytosol; HAUS complex
Source: RefSeq, a predicted model, not a curated record
AUGGAAGAAAAGGUAGCGAAGGUCACUUCGUGGUUGAAGAAGCUUUUUGGGGACCAGCCGGUCCCUCUUUACGAAGUGAACGCCCGGACGGUGGAUGUCUUGCAUGAGCUGGCCGAAUGCAACGAGUCCAGAGAUGGGGAUGUCCGCUUGUUAAUCGAAGACACGAAGCAGAAAGCAGCGGAGUACGAGUCAGAUGGCCUCUUCCUGCAGGAACUUUUAAUGGAGAGUCUGAAUCUUUCCCUCAGCAGCCUAUCGAAAGCCAGCACGAGCUACCUAAAUAAUCUAGUGGAUAUUGCCGUGGCUCUGGAGACAAAGGACACAUCUCUUGCAAGUUUUAUUCCUGCCAUCAACGACUUGACUUCUGAUCUGUAUGGAGCGCAGUCCAAAAACAAAGAACUCGAACUCGAACUCAGCACCCUGAGGAGAAAGCUCACAUCAGCGCUUGUGCUGGAAAAACGCCUUCAGGAGGACUUUGUGAAAACCGAAGAUCUCCUGUUCGUGGAAAGAGCAAAAACGGAAAGCCGAAGGCAGUACAUGAAGUUCCUCAUUGAAAAAUCAGAAGACAUCAAAGGCCAAAUUAAAUCCACUGAGGAGCAGCUGUCUGCGAGUGGGCUGGAUGCUUCCCUGACACACGACUCACUGGUGACUCUUUCGGAGAAACUGGCAGAUUUGAAGAAGCAGGCAAUUCCUUUAAAGAAGAAACUGGAGUCUUAUCUGGAUCUCACACCGAAUCCUUCCCUUGCUCGAGUGAAGAUUGAAGAAGCCAAGAGGGAGCUGGAAAAACUGGAGGCCGAGUUUUCGAGGAAAUUGGACAUGACUGCACUUUCAGUAACUUUACCUACCAAGCGAGCAUUUGUGUAACCAUUCUGGGGCAACAAUUGUGGGUGCCGUCAAUGUUGGUUUCUCUAUUCCCUGAACAGAACAGAACCGUAUUGUAUAUAAAUUCAUUUUUCUCCCCUCCCCAGGACUAUGUUAUAGUAGUCAGUCUUUCUGAAUAAAAACUUUAACAUAAGCAUUUGUACAAGCAAUUGGGUCAGGCCAUUGCCCCGUUGUAUGCCUGUGAAAUGUUAUUGUAUCUAACUCUUCGUAGCAGGAUGACUGUUAAGUAUCUCAUUCUUGACAAUAAAGUGU